UUGUGAUUUCAGUGAUUUGAAAUUUCUGUUCUGUCUCUAACAGAGGUAGAAGAACUAAUUGUAAGAUGGAAGAUCUAGUUCCAAACUUUCGACUAUGCUUUUCACCAUGAUUAUCAUUGCAUCAAUAAACGUGGAAAUGAUUGUUGGAGAGGAAAACGCUACAAAAGAAGAUCGACUGGAUAAAUUAGCAAGAAGAACUUUUAUCGCCAAUUGUUGCACGAAAGAAAGAUGUGCGGGGCUGCGCCAAUUUUCCGAUGUUGAAAUUUUCAAGAAUUCGAAGGACAAGAAAAUGCGGCAGGUAGUUCAAAAAGCAACCAAACAAGUUCGUGCGCAAGUUUUCACGUUUCGGGCGACGCAGAAAAUAUUUUUUGCUUUCAAAAAACCAAAAGGGCAAACGCAAGCGAUCGAAGUCAUCACUCCCCGUCGUUUGCGGAAAACUACCCAGAGGAAAGGUAAAUUCUCCACAACCACUCGUCCGACCAGAAAACGGCAAACUACGACACCAGCAUAUUAUGAUGAUUAUUACUAUGACGAGUUGACUUCCACGACCCGACGUCGACGAACAACGACUUCCGAGUACUAUGAUGACACAACCCCUGCCAAGCGUCGUCGGCGAACCACAAGACGUCGCAGAAGAACCACUUCCACGUCCAGCGACCCUGACAUAGAUUUCGUUGAACCGAGAACAGUUCAACCCGGCUCGUACACCACCUUAAAUGAAAAUGAAUAUUACGAUGACACCACAACCAGGCGACGAAGGAGGACGUCCACAACGCCGGGUUCAUUAAAUUUCACAAUUACAGGGUUCAACGUCAACACCCUGCAAGAUGGUACCACUGCCAGCGUAAGCCCAACCUUGCAAACUACCGAAGCUACCACGAAAAUUCAAAAUACUGAAAAAAGAACCAUCACGACAACAACAAAAAGUCCUGGUACCACCAAAGGCCAAAUUAGAACACAGACGGCCAAACCAACACAGAAAACUACUGCUGCUUUUAAAACAACUUUAGGUGAUGGAGAGGACAAUAAUAACGGAGACAAUGAAGAGGAGACAACUAAUAAGGUUAAUACAAAAGCAACAGCAAAAACGCCGACUACCACAGCACAAGAUUCAGAGGACGGAGGAGGUGAUGGGGAAGAAGAAGACGUCACAACGGCAAAAGCAGCACUGACGACUAAGGUCACCACAAAAACGACAAAGUCAGAAAAUGAAGAUUUGGGUGACGAGGAGGCAACGCAAAAAUCAACCUCAAAGCCAGCAACCGUGAAAACAUCCACAACAGAGAUUGGUGAUUUAGAAAAUGAGGAGAAGUCACCCGCGAAGACGACACAAAAGCCAACAGCAACCACCAAGAAAAUGACUACUGAAGCUGGCGACUUUGAAGAGGAAACAACUCUGAAGAAAGUGGAAGGCACCACCACCAAGGCAGCCACUGUAAAAACAACUGUCAAAGGAGGGACGACCGAGAUUGAUUUACUUUCGGAAGAUGAGACAACGGCCAAGACAACAACAAAGACAUCCGCUGCACUAACGACCAAACCUGCUGGCGAGACGGGCGAAUUUGGUGGGUCGGAAUUGGAAGCAACAACAAAGGUAACCGUCCUAUCAUCUAAGCCAACAGCAGCAGCAACAACAAAAGCCGAUGAUAUUGGUCUAGAAGGAGAUGAAACGACUACUAGGAGAGCAACAACAAAAGCAAACACCAUGACAACAACCAAAUCUGCAGGCGAGGUGGACGAAUUUGGGGGUUUGCAGGAAGCAACAACAAAGACCACCAUCCAAACCACUAAAGCUGCAUCAGCAACAACAAAUUCUUCUGAUCUUGGCCUAGAAGGUGAUGAAGCGACUACAACGAGAGCAACAACAAAAGUAACCACCGCGCCAACAACAAAAUCUGCAGGUGAGACUGAUGAAUUCGGUGGUUUGCAAGAAACAACAACAAAAACUGCCAUCCAAACCACUAAAGCUGUAGCAGCAACAACAAAGGCCGAUGAUCUUGGCCUGGAGGGCAAUGAGGCGGAGGUAACAAAGGCAGCAGCAACAACCAAGGUUGCAGAAGUUAUCACAACUGCUGCCAAAACAACAAGUAAAAGCGUUGACGAAUUUGGAGAAAUUGGUGGAGAGUCCCAAACGGCAACUAGUACGAAAGCAGCCGUAGCAACAACAGUGGCAACAACUAAAAAGGAAGACGGUGGAGAGCUUAAUUUAGGCGGAGAAUCGGUUGUGACUACUGCGACUGCAGGAACGACAGUAGCUGGAGGGAAUUCAACAACUGUCAAUUUGAAAUUAACAUCUAAACAUGUGUCUCAUGGCAAUUCAACCAGCAAAGUAUCAGGCAACGUCACUGUCAGUGCCAAUGAGACCACCGACGGAAACUCCACGGACACCGAAGGGGAAGAGGGUGUUGUUGAUCCAGAAGAGGAAGGUGGUGAGAGUGCUGCAAAUGGAACUAAUAUAUCUGCAACCACUGCUAAAGCUGCGGUUUCUUCAAACAUUACGUCAAAUCACACCGGGCAUAAUCACACAGCAGCGACGGCUACCACUUUAUUAACGGAAAAUGAGACGGGAACCACUAUUGGUUUAGCAACAACCGUUCAUUUGAACUCAACAUCCAAACACGCGUCUCACGGCAAUUCAACCGGUCAUGUUUCAGGCAAUGUCACUGUCAGCACCAAUGAGACCAACGGCGAAAACUCCACAGACACUGAAGGGGAAGAAGGUGUUGAUCUAGAGGAGGCAGGUGGUGAGAAUGCUGCGAAUGGAACUAAGACUACUGUUAAGGCUGCGGUUUCUUCAAACACUACGUCAGGUCAAUCAGGGCAUAACCAUACACAUACAGCAGCGCCGGCCACCACUUUACUGGCGGCAAAUAAUGCAGCAACCACCAAAGGUUCAGCAACAGCGGUAGCAGCUGCUAAUACAACUGCUAAAUCUGCAGGGGGUGAAGAAAUUGACUUUGGGGCUUAAGGCUUAAAUAUGAAUAAUAUUUUGUUAG
Molecule: messenger RNA, 2996 nt
Organism: Neocloeon triangulifer
Lineage: Eukaryota; Metazoa; Arthropoda; Insecta; Ephemeroptera; Baetidae
Product: mucin-5AC-like
Exons: 4
Coding region: 95-2968 (957 amino acids)
Source: RefSeq, a predicted model, not a curated record